Messenger RNA from Dendronephthya gigantea, 2185 nucleotides. Its product is annotated as coatomer subunit epsilon-like. Gene Ontology annotation, molecular function: structural molecule activity; protein binding. Gene Ontology annotation, biological process: intra-Golgi vesicle-mediated transport; retrograde vesicle-mediated transport, Golgi to endoplasmic reticulum; endoplasmic reticulum to Golgi vesicle-mediated transport. NCBI's taxonomy places the organism in Eukaryota, Metazoa, Cnidaria, Anthozoa, Malacalcyonacea, Nephtheidae. Gene Ontology annotation, cellular component: COPI vesicle coat. The transcript has 12 exons. The coding region runs from base 29 to 928 and encodes 299 amino acids. The record is from RefSeq and is a predicted model, not a curated record.
UGGCAUUUUCAAAAUCUCGAUUUCCAAGAUGGCUACCAAUAGUGACGUGGACGAACUAUUUGAUAUCCGAAAUUCUUUUUACUUGGGCAGUUAUCAACGGUGUAUAAACGAAGUACAGAAAACACAGCCUUCGUCCCAAGAUUUGAAAAUUGAAAGAGAUGCUUUCAUGUUUCGAGCGUAUUGCGCACAGGGGAAGUAUGGGGUUGUUCUUGAUGAAAUCAACAAAUCUUCUCCUAAAGAAUUGCAGCCAAUUCGUACUAUGGCGGAAUAUUUGCAAAAUCCAAGUCGAAGGGAAACUAUAAUCAACACAGUUGAUCAAAAACUAAAAUCUGGUGAUGUUGAUGAUUAUUAUCUUCUGAUAGCAGCUAUCAUUUAUUCCCAUGAACAGAACUAUGAAUCUGCGUUACGAUGCCUUCAUGCCUCAGAAGCAUUAGAAAGUUCUGCAUUGACCAUUCAAAUAUAUCUUAGCAUGGACAGAAUUGAUCUUGCAAAGAAAGAGCUUAAAAGAAUGCAGGAAAUUGAUGAGGAUGCAACACUGACACAGCUAGCUCAGGCUUGGUUUAAUAUUGGAGUGGGUGGGGACAAGAUUCAAGAUGCAUAUUACAUAUUUCAAGAAAUGGCAGACAAGUAUGGUGGUAGUGUAUUGCUUCUCAAUGGUCAAGCAGUUUGCUAUUUACAAAUGGCCAAAUAUGAAGAAGCUGAGAGUCUUCUACAAGAUGCUUUAGAUAAGGAUAACAGCAAUCCAGAAACACUCAUUAACCUGGCAUUUCUAUCACAGCACUUGGGAAAGUCACCAGAGGUCAGCAACCGAUACAUUUCACAAUUGAAAAGUUCACACCCAGAUCACCUAUUCACGAAGCAGUAUAAUAAUAAGGAAAAGGAGUUUGACAGAUUGGCUGGCCAAUAUGAGGCUUCAGUCCAGGCAUAAAGAUAACAAAUUUCCGUAUUAUGCUAAGUUAAAUUUAAUAGAAUUUUUAUUUGAUUUCCAAUUGGUGUAUUUCAAAGGACAUCUCUUAGGUAGCGAUCAACGUAAAUUAACUCUCGUAACUUUAUUCUUGAGUUAAUUUCACGCCACUCCUCCCAGUUAGGUGAGCACCAGGUUCCUAGCGUAAGGAAUACUACAGUUGUUAUUGACCACAAUGAGCUUAUAAGAAGGGCAGAAAGAUUGAAGAUUCCCAACUUGUCUGCUUUAGUUGAAACUGCAAUGCUUUGGAACACCACUGCUACAAUAUUGAUGAUAAAGGAUACAUAAGCUAGGACUGCUAUAACAACCACCAGGCCAUCCUCAAUCUCCAAGGAUGCAGAAACCCACUAGAAAGAAAUAAUUUACUAUUAAAUCAUAGGUGUUUUGUGGUAAGAUAAUAUAUGGUUAUCAACAUUAUCAAGAUUCAUACUGUCUGACCUCUCUAAUUGGUUUCAAUGUUCUAUAAACAGGCAAUCUAUAGUUACAAAGAUCACACGACUCUCUACCAGAGAUUGUCAACCAAUUUUCCAUACAUUCUUGAUGCACCAGAGCAGCUGAACCAGUACAUCUGCAUGGUGAUAUCAGUUGUGUAUCAUUCUCACAUUUUGUAUCAUGACAGAUCCUACAGAACAAUUCAACAUCCUCACUUGCUGGAGGUGGGGCAAUGUACACACGACACACGCCAUUGAUUGGUUGCAUGGGAGUUACUGGAUUUUGUCGUUCAUCAUCGCGCGCGUCUCGUGUUUCACCUCCAGUGGACGUUGCAAAACUACAUGCAGACAUCACCUUGAUUUAAUUGUCUGAAAUAGUGAAAACUAGUGAAUUAACCAAUGCUUCGCCAUUAACUGACAAAUCACGUUCAAAAACCCACUAUGAUCUUACCUUGUUUUAUAAAAAAUUGUGGCUAAUUGUCUUUGUUAUAUCACACAUAAUUCAUGACGUACGAUUAGUGACGUAUUAAUUUCGUUACCUUGGUAAUCGUGAUAACAUAACGAUGAUAUGGUUCGUAUUUAAAAUUAUAUCAGGGCGCUGUAAAACACUUGACUUCUUGCUUUUCUUGUUAAACGCGCGCUAGAUCCAGUUUUCGAGUGCAUCACACAUAGAUCAGGUCAUAAUGAGCGCGUUUCCACGCCCGUGUUUUACAGCGCCCUGAUUAUAUUUAUAGUGGGAUAUCAUAUUACAGAUAAAUACCAGUGAUAAAUACAGACCUUUAGUACAUUA